GCAAGGCCUAUGGGAAGCAGUGAUGCUGCAAACAUGCCACACACAGAGCAAGGAAGGGAGCUAGAGCAAAUUUAGUCCAUGAUACAGAGAAGGCAAACGCGCCUGUGGCACCGGGAUGGGUGGAGGUCUGGGCGCUGAGCUGAGGAGCUCCAGGCCCAUUGGUUGCCUGCCUUCCACCGUUAUCUGCUCUCUCCCUUCUCCGGCUGUCUCCGCAUCUCUCCUCGUCCUCUGUCUUCCCUGUACUCGUGAAGAAUGAUUAGCAUACGAGAGGCGAGAGGAACUUCCCAGCGCGAGUGAACAGGAGAACAAGUGCGCAAAGGGAAGGAGGCUGGAAAAUACCAUCAGCAGCGAUUGGAAAGUUUGAGCGAAGACCACAUUUCUAGACUGAAAAUGAAAUUGGAGGAGGUGUAGUGACCUCUUAUCAGUCGUCUAACAUAGAGGGCCGUGGGGCAAACAGAGGUCUGAACCAAAGAGCGAUUACACCGGCAAUUACAUCAGAUGGAGGUGGAUGUAGCAGAGGAGAAGCGCCAUUGCACACGCUCAAAAGUUCCCCUGGAGCCAGCCAUACAAGAGUUGUUCAGUGUGUACGGCUGUCCUGUCGCCAAGAAGAGAAAACCCCUGGAGAGUCAUGCCCUGGAGCCCUCGCCCAAGAGGAAGGUGUUUCUAAAAGUCGUAGAGCAGCCGUCAAUGGAGAAAUGCUACAAAACGCACAAAAUGGAGGAGAUGGAUGAAAAAGAGGAGGAAGAGGAGGAGGAGCAGGAUGAAGAUGAAGAGGAACCGGAGGAGGAAUAUACUGACAACGAAGACCAAUAUGAUCAGGAGGAGGAAGAAGUGAUUAAUGGAGAGGAUGAAGAGGUGGAGCAGGAAGAAGAGGAGGUGGUGGAGGACGAGGAAGAGGAGGAAGAAGUAGAAAGAGAGGGGGAGAAUGAUGAAGAUGAAGAUGAGGUGGAUGAAGAUGAGCAAGAGGACGAGGAACAAAUUCAAGAAAUAGAGAGUGACCAUAUGAAUUGCAGUUCCAGCAGGACAAGCCCCUCCAUGGAGAAGGACAACAACAACAAUGAUGAAUAUGACAACUACGAUGAACUGGUGGCCAAAUCUCUGCUUAACCUGGGCAAGAUCGCAGAGGACGCCGCUUAUCGGGCCAUGACCGAGUCCGAGAUGAACAGCAACUCUUCAAACAGCGCAGAAGAGGAAGAAGAGGAGGAGGAAGAUGAAGAAGAUGAAGAAGAUGAGGAUGUGGAAGGCUCAAGGAAAGGUCAGCUGAGUCUAGAUGUUAACAGUGAUGUGGUAAGGGAGACUGUGGACUCUCUAAAGCUCCUGGCGCAGGGUCACGGAGUCACGCUCUCAGAAAACCUCCAAGAAAAGCCAUUCCAUGAUGAUGGGAGCGAGAACACGCACUGUGAUCUAAAUGGAAAUGGAUCCAUGGGUAAUGGACUCAGUGGUAAACACACCACUAAUGGUCAGAUGGCAGAGAAAAGUGACGAAGAAGUUUGUCUGAGCAGUUUGGAGUGUCUUCGUAACCAGUGCUUUGACUUGGCACGCAAGCUAAGUGAGACCAAACCAGCUGAGCGGCUCAUCAAUAACCAGCAGGAGAUUCAUCAGUUUUACCAAGAGUCCCAGCAGCAGCAGCAGCAGAGCCCAGAGGAGUCCAGCGUCCUUGAGCGGAAUUACUCUGACAUGGUCAACCUGAUGAAGCUUGAGGAGCAGCUCAGCCCAUGCUCCAAGACUUUCUCCAGCUGCGCCGCAGAGCACAGGGGCUUCCAGGACUGCGAUGAAGACACCACCUCCGUCACGUCGGACCGCUCAGAGGACGUUUUCGACAUGACCAAAGGCAACCUGUCACUGCUGGAGAAGGCCAUAGCACUGGAAACGGAGCGGACAAAAGCUUUGCGGGAAAAAAUGGCUUCGGAAGCAGUCAGGAGAGAUAGACUGCAUUUGCAUGAGGGUGGUUUGAGGCAAAGCUAUGCGGAGCAGCGGAAGGCACGUCUCCACCAUGAUGGUCUAAAGAAGCCCUUCUACCUUAAAGAUUCUUCGCGGUCAGGGAAAAAGGAGAGCCGGUGUCCAACGCCUGGGUGUGACAGCACAGGUCAUGUGACGGGUUUGUACCCGCACCAUCGCAGCCUGUCUGGAUGCCCUCAUAAAGACAGAGUCCCUCCAGAGAUUCUUGCAAUUUAUGAAAAUGUUCUUAAGUGCCCUACGCCUGGCUGCACGGGCCGGGGUCACGUCAACAGCAACAGGAACUCUCACCGGAGCCUGUCUGGCUGUCCAAUAGCGGCGGCAGAGAAACUGGCCAAAGCCCACGAGAAACAUCAGUCAUGUGAUGGAGGCAAAUCCAACCAGGCUUCAGAUCGUGUGCUCAGGCCCAUGUGCUUCGUCAAACAGCUGGAGAUUCCACAGUACGGCUAUAAAAACAACGUGCCCACGUCAACCCCACGAUCCAACCUGGCCAAAGAGUUAGAGAAAUACUCCAAAACCAACUUUGACUACAACAGCUAUGACAACAACAACAUCUACAGCAAACGGCACACUACUGUACCCAAAGUCCACAGCCGGGACACACUGCCCAAAACUGAUGAUGUGAAGCGCUACUGCAAGAGCUCCAGUUCGGCGAGCAGCACCACCAGCAGCUACGGGCCCAGCAGCAGCAGCCUGAGCUGUGGAGGAGGAGGAGGAGCGAGCAGCGCCAGCAGCACCUGCAGCAAGAGCAGCUUCGACUACACACACGACAUGGAGGCGGCGCACAUGGCUGCUACCGCCAUCCUCAACCUCUCCACCCGCUGCAGAGAGAUGCCCCAGAGCCUGAGUGGGAAACCCCUGGAGAUCUGCACGCAGUCUGAUGAUCUGGAUCCCUUCCAGGACAUUUUAGAGGACAGUGCGUAUACUACUGAUGUUGGCAUUCCCAGUCCCAAACCAAAAUUUCCUCCUUGCAAAGAAAGCAAAAAGGAGCUUAUAACUCUUUCAGGCUGUCCUUUAGCAGAUAAAAGCAUUCGGAGUAUGAUCGCCACCAACUCACAAGAACUCAAGUGCCCGACCCCGGGCUGUGAUGGCUCGGGACAUAUCACUGGCAACUACGCUUCACACAGAAGUUUGUCAGGAUGCCCACGGGCUCGGAAGACUGGAAUAAAGAUAACACACAGUAAAGAAGACAAGGAAGACCAGGAGCCGAUCAGGUGUCCGGUUCCUGGCUGUGACGGUCAGGGUCACAUAACGGGCAAAUAUGCGUCGCACCGCAGCGCGUCCGGCUGUCCUCUAGCGGCCAAACGACAGAAGGACGGCUUUAUCAACGGCCCCCAGUUCACGUGGAAGGCUGGGAAGACGGAUGGCAUGUCGUGUCCCACUCCAGGCUGUGACGGCUCUGGACACGUCAGCGGCAGUUUCCUGACCCACAGAAGUCUCUCUGGUUGCCCACGUGCCACAGCAGCAAUGAAGAAAGCCAGACUCUCAGGAGUGGAGAUGCUCACAAUAAAACAGCAAACAAGCAAUGGUUUAGAUUGUGAUGAAGAUGUUAAACAGCUGGAUGAAGACAUGAAAGAUUUCAAUGAAUCAAAUUCACAAGUGGAAGCGGAUAUGAUCAAACUUAGAACACAGCAAUCACUUCACAAAGAGGCUCCAGUUAGACACAACAGCUGUCUACAUCAGAGAGAGCCGAUGAGCGAACAGAACUUUGACGCAUACGUGACCACGCUAACGGACAUGUACACGAGUCAAGAUCACUAUCAGAGUCCAGAGAACAAGGCCCUGCUAGAAAAUAUAAAACAAGCGGUACAAGGCAUUCAAGUCUAGCAUCUCAGAACGUUUCUAAAACAAAGUAAUACUGAGGAAAGAAGACACUUCCAGAAAAAAAAAAUGAUAACACUCAUAUGGGAUGCCUCAUGCUUUGCUGUUGUAAUUUAUCAAACAGUGUUAAAUUCAUGUUCUUUUAUAAAGUGUUAUGCUGACUAAACAUGAUUUUUCUUUGGGAUUAUUUUUCUGGCCUUGCUUUAAAAAAAUAAUGAUCUGCAAAAUAGUUUUUGAAAGUAUUCAGACUUUGUACGUUUUCAUAUUGGCUAAUGUAAUGUGUCUCAUCCUUACUGGCUGCUCAUAGAUGCACCUUUUUAGUGUAUAUUUUUUAAACAGUAAUGCACCCAAUACUGAACAUUAGUUGAUGCUUGCUGAAAGAGUGUAACAAACUGGAAAAAGGUAGCCAGUAAACAUUUCUGCUCAUCAUGAAGAUGUUUUGUGCCAUUAAUGAAAUAGCAAGAGUUUCUAUUUAUCAUUAGAAGAUUUGUUCUCCCCAAAAAUUUGCUGAAAACGUUCCCAUCCUCAGGCAUCCAAGAUGUAGAUGAGUUAAUUUCUUUUUCAGAUUUCGAAAAAUUUAGCAUUACAUCACUCGCUCCCAAUGGAUCAUCUGCAGUGAAUGGGAGCCGUCAGAAUAAGAGUCCAAAAUGCUGAGAAAAAGAUCACAAUAAUCCACAAGUAAUCCAUUCCAGUCCAUCAGUUAACAUCUUGUGAAGCCAAAGUCUGCGUGUUUGUAAAACACAAAUGCUCAGUGAAAAAGUCAUCUUGUCUGAAACAUCAGAGAAAUAUGCAGAGAUCCAGCACCCUUUACAAGCCAUAUAAGUCAUAAUUCUAAACCCACAGUUCAAAACAAAUAUGUGGGUGGAUUUUGAUGCGAGACAACAAAAGGAGAGGAACUUUAAUUUGUUUCCAAAAAACAUGGAUUUUUGUGGAUUAUUGUGGUGUCUUUAUCACCUGUUUGGUCUCUCAUUCUGACGGCACCCAUUCAUUGCAGAGGAUCUAUUGGUGAGAGAGUGAUGGAAUGACACAUCUCCAAAUAUGUUUUGGUUAACAAACAAGCCCAUCUAACAUCUUGGACAGCCUAAAGGUGGGCACAAUUUCAGCAAAUGUUCAUUUUUGGGUGAAUAAUUUCUUUAAUAUCAACUAUCAAUGAUGUGGAAAAAGGGUUGGUGUUUAAAAAAAAAAAAAAGAUCAUAUAAAUGAAAGCUUAUGGUGGAGACCCUGUUACUGCUUAAAAAUGCAAAAGGAAAUGCUUUGAUCAUUUGUGGUUUCCUCAUUUAAUCUGCAUCAAUGAAAUGGCAAUAGCAGCUCUAAACAUCACGUCGUGAUUUGGUCUCUUCUUGAAAUAGCAGUAGCCAGAAUGGAACUGUCUCAGCAAUAUAUGACUUAACCAUGUGUAUAAAAAAGAGAUGCAAUCUAUGUGGUGGGUAUAUGCAAUUUCAUGUUUGUAAACAGUGGAAGCUACAAAAUCUUUUUACUAUAUGUAAAUGAUUGAUUUUUAUAUAAAUCUUUUAAUACAAAUGUUUUAAAGGGACAGAAAGGUGAAAAUUAGGUUUAGAGACACACAGUACAAUGCUCUAUGAGUUUCAUUUUGUUCCUGUAUACAGUGCUGCGCAGGGACACAUUUGUUUCCAUGCUUGGAUGUUUGUACAGUAUGGAAACUAAAGCAGAAGGAAUAGACAAUGAAAACGGGACCUACAGGGUUUUUGCGCCCCACUUUUGUGCCAGAAGACUAUUUGCACUUAUCCCACCUUGGGUCGAUGUGCAAUCUCCAGGUGUUUCUUUGGCACAAGGAAGACAUGAUGACAGACGUUCAGUGGUUUGUGGAGAUCAGAGAUUACAGGGAUUUGAAAUAUCAAUGAGGACAAUAUCUUUCCGAGAAAUAUUGUGUGUUUUUAAUCAAUAAUGCUAGUUCGUUAAGUAUGUUCUAUAUCAUACAAAAUAAUCCCCAGCAGCACUUUAUGUCUAAUCACUGUACAAAAUCAUUAAAGAGUAGUCAAUCAAAAUAAAGUGUUUUGAGAAAAAAUUCUCCCACUGCAAUGGGAUCAAGUCAGCGGUAGAGUUCGGGGGUGUUGCGGCAUUAAGUGAACCCCUAAUUUCCAUUGUACUAUUAGCUGUAGCAACCUUGUUAAUACCUUAUUGAAAGCUAAUGCAAAGGUGCUUGUACUUCACUGGAUCUCGUCCAUUGUACUAAUCAGUCCUUUUAGGGCUCCAUCAUUCAUGCACAGCAUCACAUCUGCAGCUUUUUGCCAAUAAAGUAAUGCUUUCGGUAGAGAAAUUGCUAGUAUCAGUUUCUGAAUCGACUAUUGUCAUCGGUACAAUGGAAAUGGGAAUUUAAGCACAAACAUGCUGCUCAUUUAUUGCAUAAUACUUUUUUUUUUUACAUAUGUGACUAAUUAAUCAAUAUAAGAUUUAAGAAGUCACAUAUUCGAAUGCUGAUUUUUCAUAUGAAUUAUUGUGAAUUCAUGAGUUCAUUUAUCUGAAAUUCUUCAUUUCAAGGUUGAUUGGUUUAAUAAUCAAUGAAGACAGGAUUUUGUAUAAACUAUUGUGCUCUCUGUGGAACUGGAGUUUGAUUUAUUUUUGUACGAUACAGCAUGAAUUUGUUUUCAUUUUACUAUAAAUGUGUGAGAUCACAGUUACAGUGAUUUUCAGUUUUAAAUUGUGAAAUUUGUACAAUAUUUGUCAUGCUGGAUGUUGACACAUCAUACUCUGAAUAAAGAAAAUGGUGUUGCCACAUAA
Carassius gibelio (silver crucian carp) is the source of this 6516-nucleotide messenger RNA. RefSeq names its product myelin transcription factor 1-like, b (gene myt1lb). Lineage: Eukaryota; Metazoa; Chordata; Actinopteri; Cypriniformes; Cyprinidae. The coding region runs from base 499 to 3783 and encodes 1094 amino acids. Gene Ontology annotation, cellular component: nucleus. The record is from RefSeq and is a predicted model, not a curated record. Gene Ontology annotation, molecular function: DNA-binding transcription factor activity, RNA polymerase II-specific; RNA polymerase II cis-regulatory region sequence-specific DNA binding; zinc ion binding. The transcript is spliced from 22 exons. Gene Ontology annotation, biological process: regulation of transcription by RNA polymerase II.